This is a messenger RNA of Corticium candelabrum, 2310 nucleotides long. RefSeq names its product protein lin-10-like. Gene Ontology annotation, molecular function: protein binding. The transcript has 12 exons. Bases 137 to 2167 code for a protein of 676 amino acids. Lineage: Eukaryota; Metazoa; Porifera; Homoscleromorpha; Homosclerophorida; Plakinidae. Gene Ontology annotation, cellular component: plasma membrane; dendritic spine; cytoplasm. The record is from RefSeq and is a predicted model, not a curated record. Gene Ontology annotation, biological process: chemical synaptic transmission.
AAGGCACUACAGUGGUAUCACAACGUUGGGACUACGUGCAAAGGUCACGUACGCUAACGCGCGCUACCUGUUUCUGGGAAUGGAAUGUUUGAGGGAAAGCCCAUUGGGAAGGCUGUAGAUCCGGUAAUUUUCUUAGAUGGCUGAGGAACAAGGAGAAAUUUCACCUCAAGCAAAAGACAACGAGACUCACGAAACAGACGAAAAACGCGAAGAAACGAAACAACUUGAGAGAGAAGAAGUCUUCGAUGAUGAUAAAGAAGUCGUAGUUGAAGAUGACAGAACGGAAGGUGAAGACAUGGAGACCGAAACAAACCAUGACAUCAGAGAGGUAAAAAGCGAGUCGCAAAACGUUGAAGACCCGGAUGUUGAAGCUGCCAGUUAUUCAAAGUUGCAACAUGUUAGCAACAGCCAGGAAGUACAGACUGAGGUUAAAGAGGAGAGUCCAUUGCAAGAAGACAUAAACAGUGAGGAGACUGUUGAAAAGGGAAUGGAUAGUGAGCAUGAAAGGUCGGAAAUGUCUGGAGAUUCGAUGAAGGGCAGUGGGCAUGGUGAUGAUGAUGUGAGACAUGAGGAUGAGGUAGAGUUACAGGCUGGUAAAGUGGUUGAGGGUGAUGAUUCUAAGGGAAUUGAAAGGCAAGAGUUAGAACUGAAAAUACAACAGAAUGAAACGCACGAAGUUGUCGACGAAGAGAGAGCAAUUUCUCCAAACCGUCGUAAACUACUUGUAAAAUCUUCUCUUUCCGAUGAGAUAAAAGAGAACGAAUCGCAAACACCAGAAGAAGCCGAUCAAAUCAAUUCGUAUCAACAAGCUGUACCCACGGCUCGCUUGGUGACAUCUGCUUUAGAUGAGCUGACAACGGAAGACUUUAUUACAGGAGUGCUGUUUGAUGCAAAGUACUUGGGAUCUACUCAAAUGUUCUCAUCCCAACCUGCAUCCAAGAGUGUAAGAAUGACACAAGCACACGAAGCUGUGAGCAGAGUCAAGCAACCAGAAGGAGAAUCGCAACCAAGAGCUGACAUCUACGUUUUGGUUUCAACACAAAAGAUUACAGUUAUCAAUGCCUUGGAUAAUUGUCCUCUCAUGGAGCAUCCUCUUCGUACGAUCUCUUACAUUGCUGAUAUUGGCAGCAUCUUAGUUCUUAUGGCCAGAAGGAAGAGCCACUCUCAACGCAGCCAAACAUCAAUGUCAACAGAAGGUGACAGCAAUGCGUCUACUCCGACGACUCCUGCAGGUCCACCAGCUGCGCCAACUGUUGACACGUUUACACCUCAAUCACCGCUUCCUCCAGGUGGAGGUAUUGGAUCACACUCACCUCAUACGGUACAACAGUUUGCUGCUGAUAAUGGAGGGACACCACCAGAGUCUCCAGUUGCUGGAGCACAGGCGACGACACCAGUCAGACAGACUCGGAUCAUAUGCCAUGUUUUGGAGUCAGAAAAUGCUCGAAUGAUAUCCAAAGCCAUUGGUCGAGCAUUCGACGUAGCAUAUCACGAAUUUUUGAGGACACACGGCAUCGAAGAAGAGGGGCUGGCUCACUCUGAUUACAUUGAUGUCCUGAGUGUACAGAAAAUGCCAUUGGAGGACCUCAACCUCUUCAGUGACAAGAAAGCCGAGCGAGAGGUUGUUAUUGAGAAGAAGAAAAAUGAGAUCUUGGGGCUGAUGUUGAUGGAGUCGGGUUGGGGUUCAAUGGUUCCGACGGCCGUGAUUGCUCAUAUGGCAAAGAAUGGUCCGGCGGCGAAGACAUCAUGUCUGAAUAUUGGAGACCAAAUAACGAGUUUGAAUGGGCACAGUCUGGUUGGGUUGAGCUUGGAACGAUGCUCAAACAUUGUGAAGGACUGUCGUAGUCUGCAACAAGUCAAACUCACUAUUAUUCCUUGUCCACCUGUCGUACAAGUGAUGAUGAUUCGACCAGAUGUGAAAUACAGUCUCGGCUUCAGUGUUCAGAACGGAACUAUUGUCAGUAUCCUUCGUGGUAGUAUUGCCGAACGUGGUGGAGUUCGAGUUGGCCAUCGAAUAAUUGAUAUCAAUGGUCAGAGUACAGUAGACUUGCCUCAUGAAAAAAUUAUAGAAAUCUUAGCAACAGCAAUAGGAGAGAUCAAAAUGAAGACGAUGCCGACAUUUCUGUACAGACUUAUUACUGGACAGGAACUCCCGCAAUACAUUUAGUGAUGGGCAGAUUUCUUGUCUUGAUUUUAAUUGCUACAUGAAUUGAUAAUUUCAUUGUCUUGUGCUGUGGACAAACUACGGAAUACAUCAGUUAUAUUGUCACAUUCUGUAGAGAAAAGAUAAUAAAUUGGCAUUUUGUUGAU